Lathyrus oleraceus (garden pea) is the source of this 694-nucleotide messenger RNA. RefSeq names its product histone H2A.2-like. The record is from RefSeq and is a predicted model, not a curated record. Gene Ontology annotation, molecular function: structural constituent of chromatin; protein heterodimerization activity; DNA binding. The transcript has 2 exons. Bases 89 to 538 code for a protein of 149 amino acids. Gene Ontology annotation, cellular component: nucleosome. Lineage: Eukaryota; Viridiplantae; Streptophyta; Magnoliopsida; Fabales; Fabaceae.
GUAUUUUCGUUCCUAUCACACUUUUCAUUUCUCACACGAAACACAGCGAUUUCUCAUCUAGAAACUAGUGUCACAAUCCAAUCUUUCAAUGGACAUUUCCCCAAAAUUGAAGAAAGGAGCCGGAGGAAGGAAAGGAGGAGGACCAAGGAAGAAAGCCGUGACCAGAUCUGUCAGAGCCGGACUUCAAUUUCCCGUCGGAAGAAUAGGCCGUUACUUGAAGAAAGGUAGAUACGCUCAGCGUGUUGGAACUGGUGCACCUGUUUACUUAGCCGCUGUUCUCGAAUAUCUCGCUGCUGAGGUGCUUGAGUUGGCUGGAAAUGCAGCUCGUGAUAACAAGAAGAAUAGGAUAAUCCCAAGACAUUUAUUGUUGGCUAUCAGGAACGAUGUUGAGCUUGGAAAUUUGCUUGCUGGUGUUACAAUUGCUCAUGGCGGUGUUCUUCCUAACAUUAACCCGGUCCUUCUGCCCAAGAGAAAUGAAAAAGCUGCUGCUGUUAAGGAGCCCAAGUCCCCUGCUAAGUCGAAGAAGGCUUUGAUUUGAUUUUUUUUUGGUUAAUUCUUAGAAAUUUGUGCAUAUUCAAGUUUAGGAUCCAAUGGUCUAACAGAAAUGUUGAAUGUGUUUGCUGUAAUGUUAGAUGGAUCGCACGUUCCUGUAUUGAGUUAGAAUCAUUAAUGAAAACAUCUUGUUUUAAAUCUA